This is a messenger RNA of Bacidia gigantensis, 405 nucleotides long. RefSeq lists its product as uncharacterized. The coding region runs from base 1 to 405 and encodes 134 amino acids. The record is from RefSeq and is a predicted model, not a curated record. NCBI's taxonomy places the organism in Eukaryota, Fungi, Ascomycota, Lecanoromycetes, Lecanorales, Ramalinaceae. The transcript has 2 exons.
AUGAAUUGUGCACCACUCUCAACUAUAAAGACAUGCUGCCCAUUGCUCCAAGAUUCUAUUCAACAACUAUCAGAAUCACCAACAUCCGCAAAAGAAGCGAAGCAAUCACCAACAUCCCACUCAAUCUCAAGCAUCAUGCGUUUCUUCACAGCCAUCGCCACAGCAGUCCUUGCGCUCGCCACUUCAGCAUACGGUGCACCAACUCCCGACGCACUCCCCUCGGGCUUCGAGCCCAUCACGCGCGACGAGAUCCUCCGACGCCUCGAAACAAGCCCAGUCGAGACCAGCCCGCUGGAGAAGCGCACUCCUGGCAAUAUCUAUCUCUGCACCGGCGCCAACUACUCCGGCACCUGCGGCGCCAAGGUCCAGCCUUUCAACACGUGCAUUGUCUUGACGGCUCCAUAG